GGCAGGUUUGGAUGGCGAGGCAUGCAUGUUAAGGGCUGUGUGUGAAGUAGGUGAAUCCCCCUUGGAAGAAUAUGGAAUGUUUGGGGAAUUCCUUAACCUUAUAUUCACGCCAGGUUUCGGGGCGGAUGGCAACCACCACGACUUCAUCGAGGCGGAAGACUACGGCAGGAGCUACGGCAACUGCUGGUCUGCCUUUCCUGACUGCCCAAUGUCGAUGAGGGAAAUGCUUCACGAGUUCUUCCUAAAUAACGCAGAUAUCCCUACAAAGAAAAAAUAGUUUUACGGUUUCUUUGAUUUGUAUCACGCCGUUCCAUGUAUAUUUUACAGGGGGGACACUUCAA
This is a messenger RNA of Penaeus monodon (black tiger shrimp), 341 nucleotides long. RefSeq lists its product as uncharacterized. The record is from RefSeq and is a predicted model, not a curated record. NCBI's taxonomy places the organism in Eukaryota, Metazoa, Arthropoda, Malacostraca, Decapoda, Penaeidae.